AUGGUUUCAACUAGAGUCGCUAUCCUAACUGUCAGCGAUACCGCGUCGACCGACGCGACUGCAGACAAAUCAGGACCAACUAUCAGAGACAUCGUCUCGGGACAUGCCUGCGUAGUGCAGAGCAGCACUAUCGUCCCAGAUGACAAGGACAAAAUAGCAGAGGUCGUGAAGGGGUGGUGCGCAUCGGGCAAGGUGGAUUGGAUUAUUACGACAGGCGGAACGGGGUUUGGAGUGAGAGAUGUUACUCCGGAGGCCGUAGGACCUCUAAUUGAACGUCCUGCACCAGGACUCGUCCACUUGAUGCUUGCGACUUCUCUGAAACAUACGGCUAUGGCAGCCCUCUCGCGUCCAGUUGCAGGAACGAUCGGCAAUACACUUAUCACAACGCUUCCCGGGAGUGUCAGGGCCGUCAAGGAAAAUCUUGAUGCGCUUUUCCAAUCGGGAGUCGUCUUCCAUGCAAUUGAACUGGUCCAAGGAGACUCUGGGAAGCGUGUUCACACAGAGCUCCAGGCUGCUGGCCUUAGCUCGGCUCCAUCUCAUUCCAGCCACCAACAUACGCAUCACCACCUCGGCCACCAUCAUGACCAUGGAAACCAUGCAGGACAUUAUGCACCGAACCCAAGGUCUGAAGCCGCCUUGUCUCAUGACCCAUCUGCUCCUGUGUCAGCUCGUCAUAGAAAAUCACCUUUCCCUCAAAUCUCGUUGGAGAAUGCUCUCGCGAUCAUCAAGGAUAAAGUGGAGCGUUUGCCUACCGAGACGUUGCCUGUCGGCUACAAGCUUGGAGGUUACAUUCUCGCAGAAGACGUGUAUGCACCACAGGACGUGCCUUCGACUGCCACCACGAGCGUUGAUGGGUACGCACUUCGAUCGACCGAUCCUCCUGGAAUCUACAAUGUCCUGACCUCACAAACUCACCCCUUGAACGAUCCUGUUCCGACUGGUUCGAUCUACCGCAUCAACACUGGUGGCCCACUUCCAAAAGGCACCGAUACCGUCAUUAUGGUAGAAGAUACACAACUCGUAUCCACCUUUAAGGAUGGAACGGGUAUUGAAGACGAAGAAAAGGAAGUGAAGACCCUUGUUCAAGUACCUCCUUCGGACAACGUCCGCGCACCAGGAUCAGAUGUUCGCACAGGCGACCUAGUGAUGCGUACUGGAGAUCGGGUGACGAGAGGUGGAGGAGAAGUUGGCACAUUGACCUUCGUGGGUCGGAAAGAGGUCAAGGUUUUCAAAAAGCCCGUGGUCGCAAUGCUGAGCACUGGAAACGAGAUUGUUGAUUUGCACAAUGCUGGAAGCAGUCAAACGUCUGGACACGACGGAUGGGGCGGUAUAUAUGACACUAACCGACCAUCGCUGCGAGCUGUUCUGGAAAGCCUGGGAUACGAGGUUCUUGAUCUGGGAAUUGUGCCCGACGAUAUUUCUGCUCAUCUGACAGCGAUCAAUAGAGGACUUGCGAAUGCCGACCUCCUUCUAACAACUGGAGGCACAUCGAUGGGCCCCACGGAUCUUCUCAAGCCUCUCAUCGAACGAUAUCUCAAUGGCACUAUCCACUUCGGCAGGGUCAGCGUCAAACCAGGGAAGCCGACUACCUUCGCCAGCGUGCCUGUUUCGGAAGGUGGUCGAACGAUCCACAAACCGGUCUUUGCCCUUCCCGGGAACCCUGCCUCUGCCCUAGUCACCUUCUAUGUCUUCGUUGUUCCAGCUUUGAGGCAGAUGGGUGGAUGGCCCGAGAAGAUGUGUCAUUUACCAAAGGUUGUUGUGCAGGUCCAAAAUCCCUUACCUCUGGACCCUCGCGUUGAAUUUCAUCGAGUCGUCAUUCAGAGCAAUAUCAGUAUUGGUGACGCACCUGCAGCACCCCAAAUCUUGUUGAAAGCCUACAGUACGGGUGGGCAGAGAUCAAGUCGCGCCGCGAGCCUAUGUGAAGCCAACGGUCUGGUGGUUUUGCCUCCGCUCAUUCCCUCUGACGGACAGCCGCACAAUGAGAAGAGAAAGACAAGGCUGGAGGUUGGCGAAUUUGCCGAAGCAAUCCUCAUUGGAGAAAUCGUGACGGCAUGA
Molecule: messenger RNA, 2055 nt
Organism: Cyclocybe aegerita
Lineage: Eukaryota; Fungi; Basidiomycota; Agaricomycetes; Agaricales; Hemipholiotaceae
Source: the annotation of a GenBank genome assembly